AUGAAUCUAUACUUGUACAGUUCUACCCUCCUCAGAUCAAUCCUCGGCACGACCCGCGUGGAUCCGAGUCCGAGUCGGAGUCGGGGAGGAAAAAAACCACGGAUACUAGAAAAGCCACUCCCUCAUCCUCUUCUUGUCUACGCCACCAAACCCAACACCACAUCCAAAAUGAAACCCUCUACAAUGCGCGCCUUGAGCCGGCGCAUCAACUCGCUCAUCGAGUCCCGCUCCCCCCUCAGCACCAGCUCACAAUGCCUCCGAUCUGCAACCCCCGUCACCAACAACCCAUCCAACCUACGACCACGACCACGCCUCCCACAACCUAGAACCGCAACGCCAGCGCAACAAACCCGCCCUUUCCUCUCCUCCAUCCUCCCCUCCGGCGGCCGCAACAACAACGAGCCUAAAGACCGCGUCCUGACCGCCACCCGCACCCUCCCCUACGCGCCCGCCAGCCUCUUCCGCGUCAUCUCCUCCGUCGAAUCCUACGCCGACUUCCUCCCCUUCCUGUCCGCGUCGACGGUCACGCACCGCGAUCCGCAAACCGGGUACCCGACGCGCGCGUUCCUGACAGUCGGAUACGGGCCGAUCAGCGAGACCUUCACGUCGAAGGUCGAUUGCGACGAGAGCCGCUGGGUAGUGGAGGCGCGCAGCGGGGCGAAGUUCGGGGUGGAUUCGAAGGAUGGACAAUCACCAACGGAAAUCACGCAGGGUCAGAGCCAGGGUCAGUCCGGCGGCUUGUUCGGGGGUAUCUUCCCCGGUGCGAAUGAGGGGAUCUUUGAGUAUUUGAGUACGAGGUGGGAGUUGGUUCCUGAGGCCGGAGAGCAGAGGCAGACGACGGUGCGGUUGCGCAUUGAGUUUGAGUUUAAGAGUCAGUUGCAUGCGGCGAUGAUGAAGGCUGUGGAGCAUCAGAUGGCGACGGCGAUGAUUGAUGCGUUUGAGCAGAGGAUUAGGGAGGUGGAGAGGUGGUGA
Molecule: messenger RNA, 972 nt
Organism: Aspergillus melleus
Lineage: Eukaryota; Fungi; Ascomycota; Eurotiomycetes; Eurotiales; Aspergillaceae
Gene: COQ10
Product: ubiquinone-binding COQ10-like protein
Exons: 1
Coding region: 1-972 (323 amino acids)
Biological process (GO): ubiquinone biosynthetic process; cellular respiration
Cellular component (GO): mitochondrion
Molecular function (GO): ubiquinone binding
Source: RefSeq, a predicted model, not a curated record